Messenger RNA from Klebsormidium nitens, 3780 nucleotides. NCBI's taxonomy places the organism in Eukaryota, Viridiplantae, Streptophyta, Klebsormidiophyceae, Klebsormidiales, Klebsormidiaceae. The record is from the annotation of a GenBank genome assembly.
AUGCAGAACGCUCCGUGGAAGCAGGUCAAAGAGCUCACAAGCAGCUAUGUAGAAGGCUUGGCAGCGCAGGAAGCAAUAAGCAAACAAUCAGUUACAGGCAAGGUAGCCAAAUCCGCUGCAAAGAGCGCGCUCAACAGGGGAAAAGCUGCUGGAGCAAACGUCAAACGCAAGUUGCACGAAGAACCCUCUUCGUCAGGUGCCGAGAGUUCAGACAGCAAGGAGCGCUGCCAUGCCAAUGGCGCCGCAGUUUCUUCUCUCACCUCUCAGGCGACGAGGUUCCUUGCUGGCAUUCAGAACGGAACAUGCUCAAUCUAUGAGCUGGGGGGCGGUUCUGAACGGGGAAAGGAGGGUUCCCCUGGCCUGGCCUACCUCAUGACCGUCUGGAACCACAACUAUGGCAGGCCAAAGCCGCUUGGACGACCGAGCAAAGACAAAGCCCUGCUCGAAACGGUCCAUUGGGACACCCUGGGGAAGGCCAGCUGCACCUGCGACCGCGGGCGCCUGGGUCCGGAUGCUCCAUGCGUUCACAAGUUGGCGCUUGAAGCCUUGGGGUCGCGCCAGCAAGCCAACCACGUUGCGCUCCAGAAGGGCAGGCGGGUGAUCGAGGUUCCCUGCAGCAGAGGGCCUGAGCGGGUCUUUGGCGUCUACUGGAACGCGGCUUCCCCUUCGCCCAAGCGGACGAUGGUGCAUUUGAAGAAUGAGGGCGUGCGGGAGGAGUGGUACUGCGAGGGCGGCAAGCUGUCGGGCUGCAGCACGUCUGGAGACUGCGACCACAUACGAGCCGUCAAAGACGCUCUCUGUCCGGGCAGAAGCAUCGAGAUAUUGAGCGGCUGCUUGUUCUCCGAGGAUCAACUGGCAAGGGCACGUGCCUGGCUGCUCGAAACGGACAGGAAGGAGGAGAGAAAAGGGGCGCCGGAGUCAAAAGAGGGAGGCUCGGCAGAAGUGUCGUCCGACAUGUCUUCGGUCGAACGGUACCUGAUGGAGCUUUGCGUGGGCCAGCCUCAUGAUGCAAGCUGCAAAGGGGCCUCGUGCUUCUGUAAGCAGCACCAGCAGCUCUUCGGAGGGGUUGAUUUUGAGCGAGGGACUUGCAAGGACGGGUGCUGCAAACUCGAAACGAAUACGAACGAGGUCGGGGGAAAGAGAGGAAGACAGGAGUCGGGAGACCGUUGCUCUGGACGGGGGCCAAAGAGGUCUAAAGCAUUUUGGGCAGCUCAGGAAGAGGAGGGCGGUGGGCAGCUGAAGGAAACAGGCGCGCUGCAAGCUGAAAAGGAGGAGGUUGUGCCCACGCACACCGCGCCGCAGACGUUGAGUGGAGGGGACGGAAGGGACGCCAUGAGCGGCGUAACCAGAGUGUGCGCAAGCUGCGUAUGCCCGGCUUUGGCUUGCCCCCAUGUUGCCGGGAAUCCGCUCUGGGCUCCCGUACUGCCCUUGGACGCGAAAAGUGUGCAGCUCGAGCUCCCCAAGCUGGUCCGGCCGACUGACAGCUUCGAGGUGCACGAUCCGCUGGUGACGUCGCUGCGGCGGCCAGUGAGAGUGAGCGAGCUCGUGCAGAGGGACUUCGAGGAGCUGAGCGCCGUGGGGUGCUUGUCUGCACCCUGCCCAAAGCCUGAACUGGCUCCCUGUGGCACCGCGUGGCAAGCGUUGCUGCAGAGCGCAUGCGUGCACUCACUGCAAUGGUCGCAAGAGGUCAAGGUUCGGAUCUACUGCUGCAGAUGCCCGGUGAAGCACACCGUCCACUUCAACGGGGAAGCGCUCGGCCUGUACGCGUGGAGCAGGGCCAUAAUCGUCACGCAAGAGUCGUGCCAGCUUCUGCUCCGUAUUGUUCAAGGGACCGGAUCAGCCUUCAGCGGUCUGAUCAGCGCACAGAAAUCGGUUCGUGGGCGCUUCUCGCCGGGGGCCGCUCCCCUCCUCAGCGAGGAGUCCUGGCGAAAGGUCUGCUUGGCCUUCUUCCGGCUGUGUGGGCAGAGCAUCCUCGAGUGCUGCAGCCUCUGUGGCCCUCACCCAGACGUUCUGCUCUGCGAUGGUAUCGCCGGGCUAGCGUGCGCGGACGGUAGCAGAUCGAAAGGCGGGUUGGCGGGGACGGCGGCAAGCGAACUCCGGCCUUUCACGGCUCCAAGCCGGAACAGUUCGGGGGAGACUGUCGUCAAGCACAUGGAAGCCGGUGUGAACUUCAGCGCGACUGCAUUGGAGGGGCGGGGGCUGAAGCGGCGCCUGAUCCACCAGCCGGAGCUGCGGGCUCUGCUGGCGCGGUACAGCCAGCAUCAUCCGAAGGACCCGGACCUGGGCGCGCAGCUGAGCGAGGGCGAAUUCCAAGAGCUGCUGGUUGCGCUGGAUCGCGAUGACGUGGAACUCGUCUCCGACUUCGUCGCCAAUCCGGACGAUGCGGACGCAGAGCCCAUCCUGCUGCACUGGAGGAGGCGCCUUCUGCAGGAGCAGAUCGGGCAGAUUCGAUCGAAGAACCGAGCUGCACGGCUGCUGUUGGAGGGGAUCCGGGGGGAGACUCCGGGCGCCAAUAACGGUCGAGUGCGGUCGCCGCGAAAGUGGUGGGCGGAACCGCUGUACGCUCUGGGGUCCCCUCAAACCGUCAGCGACGACAGCAAUCUGAUCCAGCAUUGGCGGGCGCUUGCUGUUGUCCGGGCGAUACUGUUGGGGGGUCCAGUAGACCAGGGGGGCAAGGCCGUGCUGGCAGAGCAUGCGCCCAUCCUUCGUCGAGUGCUGGACAACUACGACGAAGUGUUUCCGGCCUUCUUUUUUCCCACGCUCCAUCAUCUAUACCGACUGACGCUGUUCGGACGCGGGGCGGUCGGGCUGGGGGUCGGUCGAGCCGGAUGGGCGCUGUCUGCUAUCGAAGGGUUGGAUGCCUGCGUUUGGCUGCUGCAGUUGCGACGGGAGGUCCCAGGGUCUUGGAACGAAGAGAGAGAGGAGAGCUACACGUUCUGGAGAGGAAGAGCAAACCGGCUGCUCCCCGGCGUCGAGGCUCUGCGCCCCCCACCCCCCCUCGAGUAUGCCCUUAACCAAGCCGAACGCGAGCUGCUGCACGAUCGGCUGGGUCUCUCCCCGGACGGACGGCUUCUCGAAGCGCUCCCCAAAGACCACCCUUACUGCCAAGAGCAGAACGCGCUCGGCUGCUACCCCCUCCCCAGUUGGGAGCAGAAACGGCCCCUGCCCCAGUACAAGCCGUUUGAAAAUGACCUUGGUCUGGCGGUCGAGAGCAGCGAGGAGCACCGCUGUAAGAGCGGUCUCACUGUCGGGGAGUUUGAUGCCAAGGUUGCGGCGGCCAAGAGUGAGAAGGCGGGCAAGCGGCUGCAGAAGCACACAAAGGGGGGGUUCGUCUUCUGCUGCUCUCACAGGGUGAUCUACGGGUUCCAUGCGAUGCUCCGGGGGGAGUCUCCUCGUGAUCCGUUCGCGGUGCUGUACACCCGCCUCCAGCGGCACAAUCUGCCUUCCUUUCUCUUCUACGACAACGCCUGCAAGCUGCGCGCGUUCCACUUUCAGAAGACUGGCGCGGAGGCGCACAAGUGUGGCCCUCAGUACAAUCCUGAUUUAUACGACGCUGUGCGCUGGGUUAACACUUCAGCGGUGGAGAGCGUCAACUCCUUCCUGAUAAAGUUCAAGGUGCUUGCUUGGUUUUCCGCUCUCGAGUCCUUCAUGAUCAUUCUAGCUAACGUAGUGAGCGGGCGCAACGCAGAGUUGACACGUGUUGAUGACCAGAAGAUCAGAAUAGCAGCCAGGGUUGAUCAGUGGUCGCCGGCAGUUCGCGCAGCUCUCUUGUACAGGUGA